Puccinia graminis f. sp. tritici CRL 75-36-700-3 is the source of this 1394-nucleotide messenger RNA. RefSeq lists its product as uncharacterized. Lineage: Eukaryota; Fungi; Basidiomycota; Pucciniomycetes; Pucciniales; Pucciniaceae. The record is from RefSeq and is a predicted model, not a curated record. Bases 60 to 1394 code for a protein of 444 amino acids. The transcript has a single exon.
CUCUCCCCGUCAACCGGUCUACACACCAUCUUUAUCAUCUUCUCGCCGACCUAACCAUCAUGUCGUCUCCGAUCCGCAAUACCCAAUCGCCACCCCAGCACAACAACCCUUGGCAGCACGAGGCCCCGCACAUGAAUCGUCCCGAUGCUUUCUCAGCGAACGCGAACAUCAGGACUCACUCUAGACAACAUGAUUCGAGGAGUCGUGGGCGUCAAACACCGCGCCAGGAGGAUGAAAGGCGACCCGCGGAAGAUGAUGACGGCGAUGUACCGAUGUACACGGCCAACGAAGUAAGCCGUUUUUUGGCGGAGGCGUCGGUUCCAGCGUUGUACCAAGGAAAAACCCCCGGUCAGAUAGUUUCCAACGUCGUUUCAAGGAUGUCGAACUCGGAUAAACUGCAGCCGAGUGGGUCCAACUUCGCGGUCUGGGAGUUGAUGAUGCGUGAACGAGCCCUGGAGAUAUUUGGUGUACCAACCUGGUACUCAAAACUCUGCAAUGACCCGAUUCAAGAGCAAAUCGGCCGAUCCCUUCUCUUGGCAACUGUCGAUAGCAACAUGCACCGAAGCAUCCUUCGUCAGUCGAACUGCUUCCAAAUGUUCCAAUACCUCAACUCGCGUUUUUUCACGGUCACCAGGGCAGAACAAAUGACAUGCUGGGACCGUCUGACCAACUUCAAAAUGAGCGACUAUUCAAACAGCGCCGAAGCCGUCUCUAAACUCUUCGAAAUAUUGGACGACUUCAGCAGCUUUGGGAUCGACCUCAACCGUGAGACGAUAGGAGGUAUGGCACUUCAAGCCUCUUUGGAAGCGGGCUCAGAAUGGCGUCGGGAGGUAGAUCGUCGUGUCGAGCAGGACCUGGGUGGAUCGAGCCGAACUCUAUCCAAAAAGGCAGUUACGCCCGACCAAAUCCUGAAGCAUAUUGACAUCGUCAAACGCCAAACAGAUCUCGGUUCAUCUAAAUCAUCUUUCUCGGCGAUGGUUCCUCAAGCUCAUCAAGCGUCUGCAGCUGACCAGUCGGAUCAAGCGAAGGAGUACUACGACCCGGCAGCCUGGCCUGCGGCUCCACCUGUCCAGGGCUUAGUGACGUAUGGCCUCCAGUGCUGGAACUGUCGCUCGCCGGACCAUCUGCUGAGCAAGUGCAAGCUACCCAGACGUCGAGACUUUGAUCGACCCCCUCUGCCGCCCGGGCAGCCGCGCCGUCAAUGGCAGACGGGUCCACCGACCCGUACAAACAAUCCUCCGAUUGUUGCACCUGGCAACUUCCAGGCGUGGUAUCCAAUCAUGACCCCGCCGGGGUAUACCAAUCGAGGGUAUCAGACGCAAGGUUCACCGUACGCGCCGCCGAUGGCCAACCCUACGGGCGGGCAACAGACCAGAAGGCCUGAUUUGUACUGA